AAAAUUUUUAAGCCAUUAUAAUAAAUUAAUCAUACUCUUCAAAUCAUUAUUUGCAAAAAUGUCAAGUGUAAGAGAUAAAAGUGGACAAUCUCCUUCGACAACUACAACAACAAAUCAAUAUCCAUUUGAAGUCAAACUGACUAGAAAAGAAAAAUUAAUGGUUUAUCUAAAAAUUGGAUUAAUGUUAUUCUUUGAAAUCGCUUUACCACUUAUCCUCUUUUAUGUUCUUAAAAGCUAUAUGAAAGAAAUCUGGGCACUUCUGAUAUCAGGUGUUCCACCGUUUCUUAUUGUUAUUUAUGGAAUUAUAAGUAAAAGACGUAUUGAUAUUUUGGGAGCAAUAACAAUAAUAAGUAUUGUUGUCAGUGCUAUCGUUGCAUCAUUAAAAGGCGAUGCCCGAGCUUAUUUAUUACGAGAAUCUGCAAUUACGGGUACUGUUGGUUUAACAUUCCUCAUUACUUUGAUUCCAAUUAAGUAUGGUUCUUUCCAAAUGCGACCAAUUAUGUUUUAUUUUGCUAAAGAUAUGCAAACUGGAGAAUCCUUUGGUUAUUCAUCUAAAAAAAGAAAUAAUUCAGGUUUAACAGAGGAAAUUUCAGAUACUUCCCGGCCAUACUAUAAUUUUAUUCUCAAAACUCCAACGAUUGAACGUGCCAUUUUUUGGAUAAACAUAUUAACUUACUCUUGGUUAAGUGUAUUGAUCCUAAUCCACAUCAUUUACUCUAAUGGUUUAAAAAACAAUGUAUAAAAGUAAUUGGUGAAGGAGAACGACAAACUGCUGCCAAUAAAGCUUCAGUAUAAUAAUCAACAUAGAAUAAUAUAUAUAAACAUUUUUUAUAACUUCAUACAAGUUU
Rhizophagus irregularis DAOM 181602=DAOM 197198 is the source of this 848-nucleotide messenger RNA. RefSeq lists its product as uncharacterized. The record is from RefSeq and is a predicted model, not a curated record. Lineage: Eukaryota; Fungi; Glomeromycota; Glomeromycetes; Glomerales; Glomeraceae.